Molecule: messenger RNA, 2779 nt
Organism: Erythranthe guttata (spotted monkey flower)
Lineage: Eukaryota; Viridiplantae; Streptophyta; Magnoliopsida; Lamiales; Phrymaceae
Source: RefSeq, a predicted model, not a curated record
GAAACCCAAAUUUUCCCGCUAUUUUCAUAAUCAGACUAAUCUUUGGGAAUUUCUGCCAAUUUUUCUCUUUGAAAUUUUCGGCUAGGGUUUGUAGAGAUCUCUCUCUACCUAUCGAAGAAUAAAUUCGAUAAGCGCCACGGUCUUCAGUAUCUGGAAUCCACGAUUAAUCAAAUUUCCGAUCUCACUGGCAAUUUCCGAAGCUGUACGCACGCGAUCGGAUUUUUUUUUGCGGAAUUCGGACUCAGCUUCUCGUAUCAGUUGCAGUUGAUCGGCUUCGAGUUCGGAAUUUUCAUUUUCUCGUUCUGUGAAGAACUUUUGGCUUUUUAGGUACGAACUCCUCUUGUUUGAUGUUAAUUGCGGUUCUAAUGGUUGGAUUUUCUGGAAAAUGUGGAGUAUUUAUCGACCUGGUUAUUAUUUGUUUGCCUGAUUUUUUCCGAAUAAAUCUAGGGUUUUUGUGAUAUAUUUCGGGUAAAAAGGAAUUAUUUUGCCUAUUUAUUGUUUAAUGUUCGUAUAAAUCGUAGAAUCGACUCUGGGGAAUGUCUCGUGAUUUAUUUUCCUCGUUUUUCCAGAGAAUUACUCUAAUAUUUGACUUAACUAGCUUAUAGAAAAACAGUAUCAUGCUUCUAUCUGGUAUUGGUGACUUGAAUUUAGUGAUUUUUGUUUGAUUUAAACCAUGAUUAUUGGGUAAAUUCUGUGUAGAAGCAUCUUCAGUUGCCGUAAUUCAGUAAGAAAGACUCGUUUCCUCUGUAUGUUUUGGUAGACUCACACUUUAUGUAAAUUAAUUGUCAAUUUCAAAUCUAAAAUUACUGACAGCAUUUAGAAAAUCUCUUUCGGUGAUUUACAACCAGUCCAUCACUUUAGCCUUUUGUGGAGAAACGUAUUAAUUUGAGGAUACCGAAGAUUCCCUCUUAUUAAAAUUUGUGCUUGGUCGGGAACUGCUCGAAAACAUUAAGAUGAACAGCUAUCCCCGGAGAAUAAAUUGAUUUGGUUAUGGAAUGCUUAUGGUAGUGACAGUCUAUCCAUGGAUGGCAUGUUUUAAACUGAGGCUUUAGAUUAUGCUAGAGUGUCGAUUCGGUUGACUGAGUGCUUUGGAAGCGAAAGGAGCAGUUUAAGUAUUUAAUUGGUGGAGACUCAUACUUUAGUUUUGUACAUUAUCACGAAGCUUAGACUGGAUCGAGUAGGAACAUGGUACUAUAGGCCUUGAGAUUGGUUUGGUUCUCGUUUCGUUCUUGCUUCUCUUUAAUAAUAUUAAUUCUGUUUAGAAAAAAAGACUCAUACUUCGCCUUAUUAUCCAUGAUUAUUCUUUUAACGCAUCGAUUUUUUGUAUUCUGAAUUUUUAGGUCAUUCUAAUGUACAUUGCAUUAUAGAAAAUCCAGACGUAGAGGGGAAAAAGGAUAUUUUCACAACUUCCUUUUUUUUUCUGUGUAUAGGAAAAUGAAUGUAAAAUAAUAUUUCUGAAGGCUGAAAUGAGAUGCAAUGCUUGCUGGCGAGAAUUGGAAGGGCGAGCUAUUACCACCACCUGUGGUCACCUCUUGUGCCCUGAAGAUGCCAAUAAGAUUCUCAGCAAUGAUGGUGCUUGCCCCAUCUGUGAUCAAGUGCUGUCCAAAAGUCUUAUGAAGCCCGUCGAAAUCAAUCCAAAUGACGAGUGGGUAAAUAUGGCCAUGGCUGGAGUAUCUCCUCAGAUUCUGAUGAAGAGUGCGUACAGAAGUGUGACAUUUUAUAUCGGGCAAAAGGAUUUAGAGAUGCAAGUCAAGAUGAACAAAGUAGUAGGUCAGUGCCGGCAGAAAUGCGAGGCAAUGCAAGAGAAAUUCACGGAGAAACUGGAGCAGAUUUACACCGCCUACCAGAAAAUGACCAAAAGGUGCCAAAUGAUGGAGCAAGAAUUGGAGAGCUUGUCCAAAGACAAGCAAGAGCUUCAAGAAAAAUUUGCAGAGAAGUGCAGGCAGAAGAGGAAACUCGAUGAAAUGUACGACCUAGCAAGAACUGAAAUUGAUUCAUUGAAGCGAUCAGCCAUUCAGCCUGUAAACCACUCUUUCUCCAGACAAGAUCCUGAUUUGUUCUCAAAUCCAUCUAAUAGAAUGGAUAACAGAGAUUCUAUUAGGAAAGGGCCGAGAGAGGAUAUGUGGCCAGCAAGACAAAAUUCUAAUUCUACAUUCGAUAUUUCUGGCGGCUCACCUGCAAAACAGUCGGCAAUUCCAAUGGAAGCUGGAAACAGAAUGCCCAACGCUCGAUCUUCUUUCGGAGUUGGCAAUGGAGCUGGGCCAGCUGGCAAUCCUUCGAUGACUCUAAGAAACCUUAUUCUUUCACCAAUAAAGCGACCUCAGCUCUCCCGUAAUCGAACUCAAUUGUUCACUUUGUAGUUGCUUUCUACAUUCGUAUGAAGUUAAAGAAAAAGGCACAACUACAGCAAUGAGGAAAUUGCGAUUUAGGGGAGUGGCCACUUGAGGUAUGGCAAUUAUCGUUGUGUGGUUCCAAUUUACGAAUGGUACCUCUCGUUUAUUUCUGCCCUUGUGUAGAAAUGAGUAAGGCUGUGUUUAAGGUAUUUUCCAGGUGCAUACUUUGUGCAAAUACCAGUAUUGUAGAUUGCUCACAAAAUGGACUUUUUCGUGUUGCCAAUUUACUCGUUACGAAUUUCGGGGUACCAAAAGUUGGACAUCGAAUAUGAGUUUUAGCUGUCCAUACGUAAUUGAAAUGUAAUAUCAGCUUUAGCAUAAUUACUUUGCGAAUACUAUGCAAUCACAAGUUUCCAUCCACUACAUAAUUUAGAAAAACGAAAAAA